Molecule: messenger RNA, 1450 nt
Organism: Polistes dominula (European paper wasp)
Lineage: Eukaryota; Metazoa; Arthropoda; Insecta; Hymenoptera; Vespidae
Product: inositol-tetrakisphosphate 1-kinase
Biological process (GO): inositol trisphosphate metabolic process
Cellular component (GO): cytoplasm
Molecular function (GO): magnesium ion binding; ATP binding; inositol-1,3,4-trisphosphate 6-kinase activity
Source: RefSeq, a predicted model, not a curated record
AUCGACAGGAAUAGCGCGAAAUCUGAUGAUUCAAAAUUUAGUUUCCAACCUUUGUAUCUCGUAGAUAACCGCAUUGUUUCAAUGUAGUUUCAUCAUGAGCUCGUUUAGAAAAAUUGUCUUAGCAGUCUAGCCAGAUAGAAUAUCAAAUUAAUAUUAAACUACGUAGUAUCAUGGAAUAAUGAGGAAAACAUGUUUGUUUGAUUGAAGAACAAGAUAAAAAAACAUUAUGUUACAGAAUACGAGAGAGGAGAGUAAAAAAAUGUGUAAUAAAUAUGUCAUCGGUUAUUGGGUGCGGGAAAAAAAACGACAGAAAUUAAACUUCGACGAUUUGGAAAAAGUAUGCAGAAACGAAGGAUUUUCUUUAAAAUUAGUUGAUAUUAAUUCGAAUUUAGAAUCCCAGGGACCACUUCACGUAUUUCUACACAAACUUGUAGAUUUAUUGGCACGUGCUGAAGGCGGAGAUGAAAAUGCCAUAACUGUUACAUCCAAAUUGCAAGAAUAUAUCGACAAACAUCCUGAAUUAAUUGUUAUCGAUCCUUUAGAGAAUGUUAAGAAAUUGCAUAACCGAUACAAAUAUUACAAAACUAUUCAAGAAAGCAUACAUAUUAAUGAUCUGUUUAUUCCAAAUUUUGUAGAAUUAAAAAGUACAAAUGUUCUUGAAAAUAUGCGCAUUCUACAACAGAAUAAUAUUAAGUUUCCUUUCGUCUGCAAGUCACUUCUUGCUCAUGGAACAAGUGAUGCACAUAAGAUGAUGGUCAUUUUCAAUAAAAAAGAUUUAAAAGACUGCCAACCUCCGUGUGUUGCUCAAGACUUUGUCAAUCACAAUGCCAUUUUAUACAAAGUAUUUGUAGUUGGAAAAAACUUCCAAGUUGUUGAGCGACCAAGCUUAAGGAACUUUUAUUCAGAUGAUUGUGCGUCAUUGAGCACAUUGUUUUUUAAUUCCCAUGAUAUAUCUAAACCCGAUUCUAAAUCUAAAUGGUCUAUAUUAUCGGAGGAACAUAUACCUACCAUUGUUAAACCGAACAUAGAAAUAUUGGAGGAAAUCAUUAAAAAGAUAACCAAAAUAUUUGGGCUUCAUUUGGUUGGCAUUGAUAUUGUGAUAGAAAAUGAUACUAAGAAAUAUGCUGUUAUAGAUGUCAACGCUUUUCCUGGCUAUGAUGGAUAUCCAAAUUUUUUUCAGCAUUUAGUAGACAGUAUUAAACAACUAAUAACAGAGCGUAAAGUCGUUAGACAAAAUUGCAAAAGUUCUACGUUAAAAAAAUCUCACAGCGAUGAUUUGGAUUCUGGUUUUGAAAGCGACGAGAAAAAGAAAUGGUCUACCAAAUAAACAGAAAAUACGUAAUUAAAAAAAAACCGCUCUUAUUUGCUUGUAUUUCUAAAAACAUUCGCGUUUUUAUAUUUAUAUGAAAUUAUUAAAAAUAUAAACAGCGUCGAUUAUUAUCUUAUUUAA